Molecule: messenger RNA, 508 nt
Organism: Nicotiana tabacum (common tobacco)
Lineage: Eukaryota; Viridiplantae; Streptophyta; Magnoliopsida; Solanales; Solanaceae
Source: RefSeq, a predicted model, not a curated record
AUGGUCAGCAAUAGCAUCAAGAUUACAAGGAAGAACAGACAAUGAAAUUAAAAAUAUUUGGCACACCCACUUGAAGAAAAGACUAAAAAAUUAUCAACCUCCUCGUAACUCCAAAAGAUACUACAAUAACGUCAAUUCAAAUUCCUGCACUUCUAUCCAACAAGAAAUAAAUAGUUUUGGUCAUCCUCCUAACUCGCCACAAAUAUCGACUAGCGAAGUGUCAACCGUGACAGCUGAUUCAUCGUCAAUCAUCACACCCGCGACAACCGACGAUCAAAAAGCAAUUAAAUUGGAAGAAAUUAUAGACUCAUCAGAGUAUUUUACCGAGAUGCAUGAAAGUUUAUGGACAAAUGAAUUAGCAAUUGACGACAACUCCAAUUUUGUUACUGUGGCUGGUGAAGAAUUUCAAAGUUUGGACAUGUUUAAUACAACAAUGGAGGAUGAUAUGGACUUUUUGUUCAACUUUUUCAUAAGGACUGAGGAUUUGCAAGAAUUACCAGAACUUUGA